AUGAAGCGAGCAUACAACUACUUCUUCGGGGCUGGCCACCCGGAACCGGUGCCAUCCAUGCCCACCGCGCCCGUCACAACCACAGACACCACAGCGCCGAGCAAGAUCGAUGAGGCCCCGCGCGAGAACGGCAUCGAUACCCCGCCCGACACGCCACAUGAGGCAAGCAUUCCUGGAGGAGAGGACCGAAUUGCUCCCUCCACCGAGCCCCCGUCUCCCUCCGACGACGACACGCUCGAAGUAAAAAUCGAGAAGCUGCAGAAGAGGCUGGCACACACCGAGGCCCAGCUGUCCGAGGCACAAACCGUCGCACAGUCCCAGGACCAACAUGUCAAGGUGUUGGAGGAAGACUACAGGGAGCGUGAGAAGGGCUUCGAAGAGCGCGAGGCUACCCUGCAACAGGACAAGAAGGAGCUCGAGGAGCACAUGGUCAGCGUCGUCGUGCAACAGGUGCGUGAGGCAAAGCUCAAGGAGCGCAACACCGUCCAGGAAGAGUGGGCAGGCCGUGUUGCUGAGCUACAGGCUGAGAUCGAUGCUCUCAAGGCUGAGAUCCAGGAGCUCAAGCAGACCAUCCAGAGCCUAGAGGGUGGCAAGACCAGCGAGGACUCGAUCCCACGCGCCGAGCACGAGCAGCUCUAUGCCGACAAGUCCAACGUCGAGCAGGAGUUGGCUGCCGCCAAGGACGAUCUGGAGAAGCUCACCGCAGCCCACGCUGAGAAGGAGGCCUCGCUGUCAAAGGCGCAUGCCACCAUUGAGGGUCUCCAGGCUGAGAACGAGACCACCAGGUCAGCCGCUACCGAUGCCGGCGCCAAGGACGAUAAGAUCGCUGUUCUCAUGUCUGAAAUCACCGCCCUCAAGUCACAAAUUGGUGACCUCCAGAAGCAGCACGAGGAGGAAAUUGCUGCCCGUGGCACUCAAAUCACCGACCUCGAGCAAUCCCACUCUGCUACCAAGGAGGAGGCAGAGGGUCUCCGUGGUACCAUUGCCGAGCUCAAGCAGACUCAUGACUCUGAGGCUGAGGGUCUCCGCGCCCAGAUCACUGAACUCUCAUCCGGAUCCACCGAUGCUUCUUCCAAGGUAUCGGAACUUCAGAGCGAGUUGGCCCAGGCGAAGGAGCAGCUUGUGACUGCCAAGGCUGAGCUCGCAACCAAGUCCGAGGAGCACAGUGCUGCCGUCGCUGAGGGCGAGGUCGACAGCUUGAAGGCUGAGAUCGCCGAUUUGCAGGAGAAACUCAAGUCUGCUGACUCUGCCAACGGCGAUGCUGAGGGUCUUCGUAGCCAGAUCACCGAGCUUGAGAAGUCGUUGAAGGACGCUCAAGACUCGCUGGCCGCUAAGACUGCUGAGCUCGAGACUGUCACUGCCGAGAAGGACGCUGCCGUCAAGGCUGCUGAGGAGGCGAAGAGCAACGUCGACGCUCUUACCACAAAGAUUGCCGACCUGGAGAAGGAGCUUGAGGGUGCGAAGAGCACUGCCAGCUCUGCAUCCGAGGAGUCUGCCGCCAAGGUUGCUGAGCUUGAGGCUUCGCUGAAGGAGGCAAAGGACGGCCUUGCUGCUAAGGACGCCGAAUUGGAGUCUGCCAAGGGUGCGGUAUCGAAUGCUUCCGAAUCGUCGGCCGCUAAGAUUACUGAGCUUGAGAAGGACCUUGCCGUUGCAAAGGAGGAGGCUGAAAAGGCCACUUCUUCGUCGAAGGAGGAGGUUGAGGCUCUGCAAGGCAAGAUCACUGGUCUCGAAACCGAACUCGCAUCUGCGAAGUCUGACCUCGAUACUGCCCAGAAGGACGUUGCUGCCGCUAAGGACGCAGCGGAGGGUGACUCCAAGGGUCUCCAGACUAAGGUUGCCGAUUUGGAGCAGGCACUCGCUGAUGCGAAGGCCGAGACCACAAAGGCUUCUGAGUCUGCAAAGGAGGAGACUACCACCCUUCAGAGCAAGAUCGCUGAGCUCGAGGCUUCCCUCGCCACUGCCCAGCAGGAAGCUACUUCUGCCAAGGAGGAGUCCAACAAGACUGUUGAGUCUGUCAAGGGCGAUGCGGAGGGUCUUCAGGCAAAGAUUGCCGAGCUUGAGUCAUCCCUCGCAUCCGCCAAGACUGAUCUUGAGGCUGCCCAAAAGGAGGCCGCUGCUGCUAAGGAGGAGUCCACCAAGGCUACCGAGUCUGCAUCAGGAGAGGCUGAGGGCCUCAAGAGUCAGAUUGCUGAGCUCGAAGCUUCUCUCAAGGCGAAGGACACUGAGGUCGAGGAGGCGAAGAAGGCUGGCGAGGCGGCAAAGGGUGACACUGAUGAGCUCUCUGCCAAGAUUGCCACCCUUGAGGCCUCUCUUAAGGAGUCCAACACCAAGGCUGAAGAGACCGAGGCUAAGCUUACCGAAGCUCUUCAGACUGCCGAGACUUCCAAGACCCAGACCGGGGACCUCACCACCAAGAUCGAGGCACUCGAGAAGGAGUUGGCUGAUGCGAAGGCAGAUGCGGGCAAGGUUGCUGAGCUCGAGGCCUCUCUCAAGGAGGCUACCAGCAAGCUCGAAGCCAAGGACGCUGAGCAUUCAGAAGCCCUUCUCGUUGCCAAGUCGUCAAGCGGCGAGGCUGAGGCGAAGGUUGCUACUCUUGAGAAGGAUCUCGCCGCCAAGGCAUCUGAGCAUGACUCUGUCAAGGAGCAGCUCGCCAGUGCCGAGGAGGCGAAGUCCGCUGCAGAGAAGGCUCUCGCCGAGCUUAAGGAGUCCGCUUCCGGAAACCAGGAUGCCAUCAAGGCCGCUGAGGCAUCUCACGAGGAGACCAAGGCUUCUCUCUCCACCGCUCAGUCUGAGCUCGAGGAGUUGAAGAAGGCCAAGGCCACUCUCGACGAGGAGCUCGAGGCCGCCAAGAAGGCGACCGCCGAAGCCGAGGAGAAGGCUGCCAGUGUUGCAUCCGCGUCCGGCUCUCACGAGGAGAAGGUUAAGGAUCUCCAGACCCAGCUCGAGAAGGCCACCGCCGAUCACGAGGAGACCAAGGCUGCGAAGGAGACUCUCAAGGCAUCCAAGCAGACUGCUGAAGAGGCCGAGGCUCUGAAGACUGAGAUCGCCGCGCUCAAGGCUUCAUCUGAGAAGACUGCUUCUGAGAAGGCGGAGCUAGACACCAAGAUCACUGACCUCGAAUCUAAGCUCGCUGAAUCUUCCAAGGCGUCUGAAGAGCUCAAGGCUCUUGAGGUAUCCAAGACCGACGUCGAGACCCAGUUGAAGUCCGCUCAGGAGUCUCUUAGCCAGGCUGAAGAGAACUCUGCCGCGCUCAAGAAGCAGCUUGAGGACGUGACCGCCGAGACCGAGUCUCUGAAGAAGGACCUCGCAGACGCCAAGGCUGCUCCUAAGGAGGAGGCCAAGGUUGUUGAGAAGGAACCUGAGGUCGCCGAGAAGGUCGUUGAGAAGGAGCCUGAGGUCGAGAAGGUUGUCGAGAAAGAGCCCGAAGUCGCUGCUCCCGUCGAGGAAGUCAAGGCCGCCGAACCUGUUGUCGAGGCACCCAAGGAGGAAGUCAAGGCUGCCGAGCCAGAAGUUGAGGCACCCAAGGAGGAGACUCCCGCUACUCCCGCCGCCGAAGACCCCGUCCCCGAGGCAAAGGAAGACGAUGCCGAAGAAGACCCCAAGAGCCCCACCGACUCGACGCCCAGCACGCCUACCACCGCAAACGCGAAUAAGAAGAAGAAGAAGAAGGGCAAGAAAUAG
Molecule: messenger RNA, 3681 nt
Organism: Parastagonospora nodorum SN15
Lineage: Eukaryota; Fungi; Ascomycota; Dothideomycetes; Pleosporales; Phaeosphaeriaceae
Exons: 4
Coding region: 1-3681 (1226 amino acids)
Source: RefSeq, a predicted model, not a curated record